AUGAGGAGUGCCAAGGUUACACCUUGGGCCUGGUUGCAUUCCCAAGCGUUGCGUCGGCCUCGUCAGUCGUUGCCAGUCUUUGGAUUUAGCAAUAAUGAGUCAGAGACAAGUAGGAUCAAUCCUUUGACCAAUGUUCUGCCGAACGGUUGCGUUCUGCCCCAAUACUCUGUCGGCACACAUUAUCUCGCCUCCGAGCAGAGCGCCCAAGCUCUGAUUCUCAAGCUUGCUGGUAUCAGACAUUGUCUCCACGGCCAAUCUCUGCAACUCAACUCAUGUACCCACAGCAAACUGUGA
Protopolystoma xenopodis is the source of this 294-nucleotide messenger RNA. The record is from the annotation of a GenBank genome assembly. Lineage: Eukaryota; Metazoa; Platyhelminthes; Monogenea; Polystomatidea; Polystomatidae.